AUGCUAUCUAGUUUUACAAAUGGAGAAAUAAACAAUGAUGGCCAUAAACACGAUACGAAGGGGAAGGCUGUAGAUAAGGAUAAGAAUAGCCUGCAGCAACAGCUGAAACUACUGCCUAAUCAAUCCAAUCCUGAUCAAGGAAAGAAGAGGAAGAAGAAGGGUAAAUUUAAAAAUAGGACUCAUUUAUUUUCCAGAACCACUAUUCACACCCCACAAUCAAAACCAUCAGAUAGUAAAGCCACAACAACGACAACAAAAGCUGAAGCAGCUUUGCAUAAUCCUUCACUAAAUGAAACCGCCAAGCAGGACCAAAGGCUACUGAAAGGGAAGGAGUUACUUGAUCAUGGAGCCAAUAACGAGGAGACCCGUAAUGUCAAGAACAGCUCAUACAAAACAUCACCAGAUAAGCAAGCCAGUAAAGUGCAAUCAUCAAAACAAGCAGUUGCAGUUGAGACACCAGUAUUGCCCUCUCAGAUACUGUUUCAAGGGAUACCCAAGAGCCCACAAGUGUACAAGUCGCCAAGAAAAGAAGUAUUAACUCGCCAAAAACAAAAUGAACAGAUACAAAACAACAAAAGAGUUGACCUUCGAGACCACUUGAAACCAAAAGAUGAAACAAAUGUCUGUCCUUCUGCUGAGCCACACCAUGAAGAUUUACAACAACCAGUGAGUAUAAUGAUGGAAGAUAAAGUAACAUUGUUCAAGUACAAAUUGCUGAAUAUAGUUGAAUUACCACACAAGAAUGACAAAUCGGGGUCCUUAUUGGCCCAUGGAGAAUUUGAAAUUUUCCAAUUACUUAAUGGCAGUGUCACUUGUUUGUCAUGUGGUGGCAAACUGUUUAUUUAUCCAUUACUUCCCAAGAUUAAAAUUUUCAGAAUAAGUUUCAAUCAAUUUCUUAUGCCAAUGUUGAAUCCAGAACGGUAUUGGAGAAUCACUAUUGAUACGGAGGAAAACAAUGUAUUGGCUAUACUUGAAGGUACUUUAGAAAGAAAUGUAAACUACAUUCAUGUUAGUGAUCUGACUGUAUCUGAUCAUUCUCCCAACGCCGAAGUAACAGAGCAAGAAAAUGGGGGCAACACUAACGAUGAAUCAGGUUUGGCCAACAGCAUAGAUGCAAAACCACGUGAGUUAAUGAAAAGUCCAAGUCCCCAAAACAAGAUUUUCCCCACGAUUAUCGAUACGGAAAUACCGGAAUCACCACCAUCAGCACCAAUUUCACCAACGCAUUCGCCAAUACAACAGUUUGAGCUCUCACCUAAAGCGACAAGACACCACGCCACAUCUCUUUUAAAAAAAUCCUCACAACAGUCGUUGUCAACCAAUGUUGCGUGUCUUGAUUGGAACAACAACACCAAUUCACAACCAAAUCAACAACUUAAACCAAGACGUUCGUUUCAUUCAAACCCAUAUCGAACAAAUAGCAGUUAUGACGACACACACUUGCUGCACAAUCAUGAAAAACCUGGUGGUAAUACAGCAUAUCAUCAAAAUAACACUGCUGCUCAUACACCAUCACAUAUUAAAACUGUUGAUGAGCAAUCGGAAGGGUCAAUGGAUUCAUUAUUGGAUGAAUUCGAGCAGAAUAUAGCCCGGACAGUAAGAAAUCCCUCAGUGUAUUCGCGACCAGUCUCGAGGCUUCAAUCAGUCACAUCGCAUCAUAAUCCCGUGCCCACUUAUUCAAGAGGGAAAUACUUCCACGGCAAUAUUGAUCGUGAUGAAGAAGAAGAAGAUGAAGAUGAUGCUGAUGCUGCUGCCGAAGUUUAUGAAGAUGCACGUGCGUUCACUGAUCGUAGAGGGGUACUACCUAACGGAAGCAGCAUCCAUGGCGAUGCAACGCGAAAUGGAGGAGAAGGAAGAGCAACAGCGUACACUAGUAGUUUGCAUGACCGUGGUCUUCAUUCAGCAAGAAGCAGGAGAUCAUCACGCAGUGAUUUGUACACGAAUGAAAGUGGCUGGAUGGAACCCAAUUUAGAUGCAAGUACCUAUCAGAAAACACCCAUACGUGGGUCGUCGAAUGUAUCAUCAUCGAGAUUACCCAAGUCACGGUCUAACUAUAGCAUAAGCAGUUCAGCCUCAAAUGGGUAUAAUUUGGGAAACAUAUAUCGGUCAGUGAUUGGACAGCUGCGUCGUGCUUCAUACUACAGUCAGUACCAGUACCAGAACCAGAACCAACCACUACCACCCUCACAUAACAUGUCACUGGCACUGCACCAGCAACUGCAACCGCAACUUCAUUUACAGCUGUACCUGCAACUGGUUAGAAAUGGUCAUUUUGAUAAUAACAAUCUAGAUGCAAGGUCAACCACAAAAUCAAUGUCACGAUUACCGACAACCAAUCGACAAUCAGAUAUAAGUAGACGAAGACAAAGUACUUAUUUUGGCUCAAAUGCCAAUCAAUCUAUAAAUGGGUCGGUUAGUGGCAGUAUACGCAACAAUAAUUCUAAUUCGAAUAGAAAUGCCAAUGCAAAUGCCAAUGCAAAUGUCAAUGUCAAGCUCAAUUCAAAUGAGAUUUAUCAGUUGCUUAGUUCUAAAGAUGAACCAAAGAGGAGUAAUGCAAAUUUAAAUGCAAAUGCAAACGCUAAUGCGAGUACGUUGCCCAAGAGUACCAGUUUCACUUCACGGUUAUUUGGGUGGUGA
Molecule: messenger RNA, 2637 nt
Organism: Lodderomyces margitis
Lineage: Eukaryota; Fungi; Ascomycota; Pichiomycetes; Serinales; Debaryomycetaceae
Exons: 1
Coding region: 1-2637 (878 amino acids)
Biological process (GO): peroxisome inheritance
Cellular component (GO): extrinsic component of intraperoxisomal membrane
Source: RefSeq, a predicted model, not a curated record